ACCAGUUCGUUGUUUACGCUAACAUUGCUGUAACGCAUAGCGCCAGAGUGCCAUCAGUGAUAGUGUCUGUCUACCAAUAUUGGUCCAAUGUUCGGAGAUUAAGCAGCCUCUUCCUAACACACCACGACUGAGAUCCUGAUCGUUCAACGAACAAACGAACCUACAUGCGCAAAUCAUCGCGACCCCACUAGUCAGUCGUUGUUGAGCAAAGCCUCGAACAACACAUAAUUGGGGUGGGGAGAUUCUAUUCGCUCAGCUACAAUCCGAUCACAUCGACCCAUCGCUUUGACAUGUGUGAUUAGUCCAUUCCAUUAGCAUUUUGUUUGUCUGAGAUGACGAUAGCCAUUUUGAUCUAAACAGCAGCUACGUUAGCCAAAGUGGUAGGAGGUCGUGGUUGCACCGUGUGCGUGAGCUAAACCUGUUCAGUUUGAGUGCUUACGCGCGUUGCCUGCCGUUGAUCGUGUGUCUGUGCAUGCGUGCUUCGUAGAUCAGUGAAAGAUCCCAGCGACCUCCACAAUUAAUGGUGUACGUGUACGUGUUACCUAUCCACUGGCGCAUUGUAAACUGUGCUCAUUUCAUCGGACCAUACAGCAGCCACAUCGAGCAAUAAGGAGAGAAAAAAUCUGACCGUAGCGACCCAAAGGGUCGCUAAAUCGACUUCAACAUGCAGACUAGUAGCAAGUUUUACCUGGUAGUGAUGGUGUGCUUGCACCUACAGCUGUUGUGUAGUGGAGCCAUCCUAACUGGUCAUUGUCCUCCGAAAUGCAUUUGCCCAUUGAGCAGCGCAGUAAGCAAGCAAGAAAUCAAUUGCGCUGCAAAUGGAUUCAACCUAGAAGUGCGAACCACCUACAGCCACCUCCUGGUGCAUUGCAGUGUCAUAGACCAUGCCAACAAUUUCGAUGACAUUAGUUGGAAUCUGCGGGAUUUCAUCUCCUCGGGCGUUAAGUUGAGCAAACUUACGCUACAACGAUGCGCCAUUCCUGCGAACCGAUCGCUGGCCGAUUUGCUGUCUCCAUUUCUGACACCUGCCGACGCAGCUAAGCUCAGCACAGUAUACUUCGUGGGGAACCAUCAGAACAGCUACAGUGCCGCUCUGUCCCCAAAACUGUUCGAGGGCCUAUCGACGCUUAAUACACUAUCCUUGAAGAAUGCCACUGGAGUGCCGAUUGUAACAAACGAUCUGCUAGCCUUUGUACCGGACUUGCAAUGGUUAGACGUGCGCGAAUAUUCGCACCCAUUGCCAACGGAGCUACUAAAACGCGUACCCACCUUAACCACUCUGGAGUUGGGACACGACCCGCUGCUUAGCGAGGCUUUGGCGGCCGGUUUUCUCAACCAUCUGGAUUCCAUACACACGUUGAUGAUCAAAUCGUGCUCUUUGGAUCAUAUCCCCUCACUCAGUCAUUUGCAACGUCUCAAGCUGAUCGACAUAAACGCCAACCAUGGUUUGCAGUUAACAUCGGGCGAUGCAUUUGCUAACCUAACGAAACUUACCUCGCUGACGUUGAAAAACAAUCACUUGAAAGAGCUACCGCAUAACCUGUUUCACACGAAUACGGCAAUCGAGUCGCUCGAUCUAUCCCUCAACCGGCUCGUGGAACUGCCGCCCGAUUUGUUCAACAAUCAGACUUCAUUGAAAGUACUCUCGCUGCAGGGAAAUCAGUUGAAGGGCGAACUGCCGAAUCAGCUCUUCUUACAGACAAAAAAUCUAGAAAAACUAGAUCUGAGCGAGAACGCACUUGAAACCAUAAACAGGGAACUGUUUGGAAACCUCCUUAAUCUAGAACAUCUUGUACUAAGCAACAAUCGCAUACGUAUGAUACAUCCAGACGCUUUCAAAAUAGAUCCAAACAGAUCCCCGAAAAUCACCGAAUUACAACUAGCACACAACAAAAUAACGCUCGAAGAGCCAGGGCAAGGUCCGUUCUACGGACUGGACAAAUUGAGAGUUUUGGAUCUUUCCUAUAAUCUGAUCCGCUUGGCGACACGUGUCCAGUACACUAACGCGAUGCGGGGUUUAGAAAUUCUCAAUUUAUCUCAUAACAAUAUAGCAAACAUAUCGUAUGCUGACCUAAUGUUUGUCUCAAAGCAAAUGCUAAAGUUCUCACUUAGUGCAAAUGCCAUUGACAUGAUUGACUUUAGUGACGAAACAGAAACAGGCAACUUGCCAAAAGAAGUGAUGCUGAACGGUGACACGUUGCGAUGUGAUUGUCAUAUAUACCACUUCGUCCGCUACAUACAAAACAAGAACAAGCAGAGGCUAACGCUGCAUACGGAUAGGUUGAAGUGUGCCAAUUCAAGUGACGAUCUGUCAGAUAUGAAGGUACAGGAGAUUGACCGGAAUAAACUGGUGUGCAGCAUCGCUGGCAAAAUGUGCCCCAACAAAUGUAUAUGCACGUCGCGACCUGAAGAUGAGUAUGUGAUUAUCGAUUGCGCUCGGCGCGGUAUCACUAGUGUACCAGCUAUUCCACCACCAGAAGAGUUCAAUUCAAGCUACAUUGAACUUCGUCUGGAACACAACCAACUAGAGACACUGCGAGCCCCAACAAACAGCAGCGGAUGGCAUUCGGUUCGUCGAUUGAUAGCUUCCAACAAUCAACUUAAGGCGCUCAAUGCCAACGAUUUACCGAAGCACCUGAUAUUGUUAGACAUUAGCAAUAACACCAUGGAACAGCUUGACGACAGUGCUACCAAAUCACUCGCUACAAUCAAGCAGUUGCUGCUUUCGGGUAACGCAUGGUAUUGCAGCUGCGAUGCGGAAGAAUUUGUAGAGUUCGCACAUGAUAACCGUCCACGCAUUGGAGACUUUGAUGCAUUAAAAUGCCACGAUGGUAACCGACUGGAAGAGACAACGGUCAAUACGAUCUGUAGAAAGCAAACUAUAUUGACCGUCGUUGGUUGCAUAGUCUUGGCUCUCAUUGGCCUAUUCUGUGGGCUGGCAACUUGGUUCUACUAUAAGUACAAAAUCGAGAUCAAAGUAUGGUUGUUCAAGCACAACCUUUGCCACUGGCUCACGUACGAAGAAGAUGAUGACGAGCGGGAUGCAUGCAAACGAUACGAUGCAUUCGUUUCCUAUUCGCAUCAAGAGGAGUCAUUUGUGGCGAAAGAUCUAAUCCCAGGACUAGAAAAGGAACGAAACUUCAAGCUAUGUUGGCACCAGCGAGAUUUCAUACCGGGUGCACUGAUUUCCACGCAAAUUACAAAGGCAAUCGAAGAGUCACGCCGUACGAUCGUCGUCUUGUCGAAGAGUUACCUUUCAUCGGUCUGGGGUCAGCAAGAAUUUCGGACCGCCUUUCAACAGUCGGUGUCCGAAAAGCGUAAUCGCGUGGUGGCUAUAAUCUAUGAGGACAUUGGUAACGUAGACAACCUGGACGCUGAUCUUCGGGCGUACCUUCGCUCGACCACCUAUCUACAGUGGGGCGACACCUGGUUUUGGGACAAGCUGGCCUACGCCAUGCCACACCCUCGAAUGGGACAGACCGAUCAAUCUGGUCACCAGCUGGCACAAAAUCUGCAGCAGGCCACGGUAGGUAGAACCAAGAUACUAAAUAACGGUCAAGUAGUACCGGAUGACAAGGACUGCGACUACGAUAACCCCUGCCUACAACUUCCGGUAUACACCAUCAGCGAUGGUCUCGACCGAUAACCAGUGAAAGUUUCGUCACAUCAAGGCUGUGUUCAAUGCUGACAAUUAGAUAAUUCGCCAACAGGUGGGAUAUUCAUUGGCAUCAGAACGUCUAGAUACCAGUCUCUCGGUGUCGUGACUACGUGGGAUCCCGAAGUAUUAAUGACAAGCAGGUAAUACUCAUCCGAAUAAAACCGGAGUAACCAGCCCUCCAUAUCGGUUAAUCAAAAAUGACAGUUACUUAGUGCCUUGUACCUAAAGUAGAAAACAAUGCUGUGGCCAUACCAACUUUAACAUCUGUACCCGUAGAGCCGACCCGUUGAUGUCGCCUUUAUAGUAACCGCGAUCAACUUCAUGGACGUCUAGAGUUAGUAGAAUAAUGCUCGAACAAUUGUUUCCUUACUUUAAACAGUUAUGCGUAGCGGAAAAAGACGACAACAUCUUGUAUCUCAAGGAUUGUUCUAGAAUUUUCAUACGUACAAUAAAAACUGACAAUUGAAACAUAACUUAUUCUAAUCGAUGCUGAGAAGUGAUGCAUGU
Anopheles darlingi is the source of this 4165-nucleotide messenger RNA. RefSeq names its product protein toll-like. Bases 665 to 3646 code for a protein of 993 amino acids. NCBI's taxonomy places the organism in Eukaryota, Metazoa, Arthropoda, Insecta, Diptera, Culicidae. Gene Ontology annotation, molecular function: transmembrane signaling receptor activity; protein binding. Gene Ontology annotation, biological process: toll-like receptor signaling pathway; immune response. The transcript is spliced from 4 exons. Gene Ontology annotation, cellular component: membrane. The record is from RefSeq and is a predicted model, not a curated record.